AUGAUGAGAAAUGAAAAACAUCAGUCGAUCUCCACUCAACUUUCGACUACAACGAUGGGCGACAAAUCGGCGUACAUGGGAGCCGGCGGCUACUAUCAACAGAGUGGACAUACCUAUUCGACUGCCAAGCAAGAAGACGGAUACGAUUUUUUGUUCAAAGUUGUGCUCAUCGGAGAUUCGGGUGUCGGAAAAUCCAACUUACUUGCGCGCUUCACUCGUAACGAAUUCAACCUUGAGUCAAAGUCAACGAUUGGAGUCGAAUUUGCUACUCGAAGUAUUCAGGUUGAGGGGAAAACGGUGAAGGCGCAAAUUUGGGACACAGCCGGCCAGGAGCGUUAUCGCGCAAUCACAUCCGCCUACUAUCGAGGAGCAGUUGGCGCUCUUCUUGUUUACGAUAUUGCGAAGCACGCGACUUACGAAAAUGUCGAGCGAUGGGUAAAAGAACUACGCGAGCAUGCCGAUCAGAACAUCGUCAUCAUGCUUGUCGGAAACAAGAGUGACUUGCGACAUCUACGAGCUGUACCGACUGACGAGGCAAAGAUGUAUGCCGAACGGAGUCAACUUUCAUUCAUCGAAACGUCAGCUUUGGAUAGCACCAACGUCGAGACAGCUUGCACAAACAUUUUGACGGAAAUUUACAGAUCUGCUUCGAAUAGGCAUGUUGGAGACGACCGUGCAAAUGUUUCAAUCGCAAGAGGUGUUGAUCUUGUCGGUCGUUCCAACGAGCAACAGAACAAGAAAUGCUGCUCU
Messenger RNA from Mesorhabditis belari, 750 nucleotides. The record is from the annotation of a GenBank genome assembly. Lineage: Eukaryota; Metazoa; Nematoda; Chromadorea; Rhabditida; Rhabditidae.